Molecule: messenger RNA, 2265 nt
Organism: Scutellospora calospora
Lineage: Eukaryota; Fungi; Glomeromycota; Glomeromycetes; Diversisporales; Gigasporaceae
Source: the annotation of a GenBank genome assembly
AUGGAUUCCUCUUAUAAUUUUCAACAAUCUCCUUUAAUUUCGCAAAAUUCUCCUUCAAAUUCUUUAAUGCUUCCGAAUUCACCUCCCUAUUCAACUUCCCCGAUUUCUCCUCCUAAAUCUCCCUUGAUGCCACCGAACUUGCCUCCUAAAUCUCCUUUGAUGCCACCCAACUUGCCUUCAAAGUCUCCAAGUGUACCUCCAAGAUCUCCUUUGAUGCCUCCAACAUCUCCUUACAUGUCUCAAAAUUUGCCUCCAAACUCUCCUUAUAUGCCUCCUGGUUUACCUUCAAAAUCUCCUUAUACUUCUCCUAAUUUGUCUCCGUCAAAUCCGGCAUCAAUUUUCCCAAAAUCUUCUGUAAUAUCAUCUAAUUCAUAUGGGAAAUCAGAUACUAGUCAUUUAACUAUCCUUAUUGAAACUGAAGAGGAAUAUUUGAUUGAUUUGAAAUGUUUAUUACAGCGAGUUACUGCAAGUUGGAAUAAUGAACAUCCACCUCCCAAAAAAUUAGAUGGCAUGUUUUGUUUAAUUGAUAAAAUUUAUAGAGGAAAUCGAGAAUUCUUUCAUAAACUUAAAAAGUUCAAAAAUGAUCCACAAUCAUCACAAAGUCUUGUUGACAUAUUAAUGAAUUGGAUUGAUAAAUUGGAAAAGCCAUAUACAAACUAUUGUCAAGGUUAUGUACGAGGCAUUGAAUCAUUGCCUGAGAUUGAAGGAAAUAUGAAUUUGCAACAAACGCUAAAUCGUCAGCUUAGGAAUUCGGAUCCUGGAAGUUCGGAUAGUAUGAAUUUUACGGAUGCAAUUAAACGCAUUGAUCUACUUAUUGAUGUAGAAAAACGAACCAAGAACUCUCAAAGCUCAAACAAUGUUUUACCAGUAUCGCCAACCCAUCAACCUUUAUCACUGUUAGAUAAUUCUCAUAAUGACGUGGAAAAGCGAGCCAGGAGCUCGCAAGGUUCAAAAUCAGAUUAUUCUCAAGAAGAUAUAGACUACUCUAAUUCUCCGGAUUCAUCCUACCUGGUACAAAAUGUUCAGACAUUGUCAGAAUUGCAACCUGUUUUGGAUACAACAAAUAUUGAGGAUUUUAUCACAAAUAAACCAAAGCCAAUGAAAAUUGAUCUUCUUCCUCCACGUCUUCCUUUUAAUCGUGAACUAAUUCUUAGCGGCGAAUUUACUAUAGUAUAUGAAAAUGAUGAAUCAGAUAAUUCACCUCAAGUUUCUGUCAAGGCAAAAUUAUUUUUACUGACAGAUCUCUUAUUAAUCUGUCAAAUAUUAAGCCCAGAUGAAAAACAAUUUAACCCUAGUAAAGAUUAUUGUUUAUUAUUUCCACCAUUUAGUGGAAGGCAUUUAUCUAUUAUUGACAACUAUGAUGAAAAAAGAGAAUUGAUUCAAUUAAAUUUUAUGCAAAAAAAGGAUUUAAUAAUUCUGGCAGAGAAUCGUGAACAAAAGGAAAUGUGGUUACAUGAACUUAACACGAUGAUAAACUUUACAAUUCAAGCUGCUAAUUCAAGACCGACGUCAAGACCAACAAAUAUACAUAGUCCUCCACUAAGUGCAUAUUAUCCACCAAAUUUGCAUAGUCCUCCACUAAAUGCACAUUAUCCACAAAGUAUGCAAAGUCCUCCAUUAUUGCAAAGUCCUCCACUAAAUCCUUAUAAUCCACAAGAUAUGACAAGUCCACGACUAUCACCUCAGUAUCAGCUUAGUCCACGACUUUCAGCACCUCAGAAUUCACAAAGUCCUCAGUUAUCAGAACAAACACCACAUGUUAAAAAAAGUCUAAGCACCGGUAAUCUACCGGGAAUUAAUAAACCACCACCUCCAACGGGACAGCAUAUGUCACAACCCCCAUCUAAUUAUGGGCAAAAUGAAUUAAAUGUUACACAGUAUGAAAGGUUUCCACGAACAGCAUCAAUUCGGUCUGAACGUUUAAGAGAAGUAGAGCAGAAGGUUAUGAGAUUAAUGGAAGCAAAGUGUAAAGUAUUCUUGCAAAAGGAUCAUGGAGUUUGGAAAAAUUAUGGAUGGGGAGAUUUAAAAUUAGAUUUAGAAUCACCAUCUCGAAAUAAAAGAAUUAUUAUUGACGUAGAUAAACCAAAAAUGUCAAGAUUUGUAGAUGCAAUUGUUUCUGAAUCAGGAGUUCAAAAAACAGGAAAAUGUAAAGUAGCAAUUACAGUAACAAAUGAGGGUUCUCCUAUACCAAGUAUUUAUAUGAUGCAAUUGAAGGAUGAUAAUUCUGCCAAAAAGUUAUAUGAUUAUAUAAAAAAUAGAUCAUAA